UAUGACCAGAUGACUGUACAGUAGCUGUGUGGCUUAUUUUUGUUUGUUGUGCAUUUCGGGAGAAUGAAAUUUCGAUUGGACAGAACAGCAGUGUGUGAUUACCAACGGGGGAGCCACAGUGAAGUAACAGUUGCCUGUGUGCGUGUAUACUCUUUGCCUCUACUUUGAACCAGUUGCCGUUUUCACGCCAGUGCCUCCUGCUGAUCCUUGUCGAUGAUUAUCGGAUCAGAGAAGUGAAUGCAUGCAGUCGAACCAAGAGAGCUUGUUCAAUCAAAUCCGUGCGGAGUUCUAGACUUUGCAAGUCUUCUCACUUUGGGCAUGGCCCGAGUGUGCCUUCGCGGCUCUUGCUUCACUCCUAUCUGAAACUAUAGAUUUUCUCGUCUUGUCUCUUCAAGAUCCGAAGAGCCGUGCCCGACUGUAUGAGUCUGUGUGUCGAUGUGCUGAGUUUGAUGCCGUUUCUGGUUUCGGAGCCAAUGACAACAGCUGUCUAGAGAGUUGGUUAGUGUGUAUUGGAUUGUGUGUGUUUGACAUCGUGGUAGCUCACCUACCAGCAAGAUGAACCACAAUGGAGAGAAGCCUGUGCGAAAAACCAUGUCGGCGGGUGCCAAUUCAACUUACUCCGUAAGCAUCGACCAUGGUACGCAGAAUGGACUGAAAGCGCCUGACACUGAUAGCUUGGGUCUAGUUCCUGACUUGGUCGUUGGUGAGGAAGAAGGCAACGGAGUGAGAGUCCCAGGAAUGAUGGACAUGAUACAGAAAAACAGUGGCUCCUCGCCCGCGGAUCGGUGGCGCAAACUGUCCAUUGGUGCAGUAUCGGUGCAGGAUGAUACCAUAUCCCAAUGUGGCUCGAUCUCGUCUGGGGUCAGCAGCAACGCGCCGACAACGUCUUUUUACGACUCAUCAAGAUCGGUGACCUGCAGGCGAACCCUCCGUGGUCUUCAGCGUAGUAUACCUGGAACGGACACACGGCUUAGCAACUCCAGCAGGCCCAGCAUAACGGAUGAGACGAUGGAUGACGCUGUUGGUAUGGGUCAGGUGAAGGCGACGCAGAGUGUUGCUGACCUGGUCCAGUCUGGAGUGCUGCCUGUUCUCACUGUCGAGAGCAAGAUUACGUCGGAACAACUCGAGCGCAUGAAGAGUAGGCGGAAGAAGGAGACCAAAGGAAGCAGGUCUGACAGCAUCUCAAAGUCUAAAAAGUCCAGUGUUAAAAUGCCCAGCAAGAACGACAUUGACAGGCGCUUUAAUGCAAUCCUGGAAGCCCUUGAUUUACCGGAAGAAUCGCUUGCUCAGCUCAAGGUCUGUUCAUUGGAAAAGAAAUGGCAGAUGAUCUGUGAUCAUUCGUCGAAAGAAGAGGACUCCACCCAUACACCACGUUUCUUCACUGAGAAGCUCUGGGCGGUCAUUGCCAACAAGAACUUCAAGGAUACAAGUGCCCUGGUGAAACGCAUCGACGUUAUCCUGCGCAGUACCCAAAUCAAUUGGCUGAAUGUGUUCCUCUCGCCAGCUGUCAACGGCCUCAACGCUAUUGUGUCUUUGCUGGAAAACAUGCAAAUGGCAAUCAAAACGGAGCGGUCCAAACGAAAGCAUACGACGGAUGAGAAGUCUGCUUUGGCAUUCCAGGAAGCCAAUGCGAAGAUGGAGCGAAGUCGUAGUCGCAGCACCAUCAAGCCCAUGACACGGAAAAUGCCAUCACACGUGCCGCCUAUGGGAACACCGCCGCCAACACGCCAGAAGACAUUACGUAUGGGCCGGAAGAAGAAGACGGACAAGAGAGUGGACAUUGGCGAACUGUCCUUGCACUUCGACUAUCAAACUCUAGCCCAUGACAUUGUCCUGUUGCUGCGCACUAUGAUGAACUCCGAGGUUGGAUUCAUGACCGUUGCUGAACACAAGUCUGCUAUCAACUACAUUGCAGCGUGUCUCUUUGACACUCAGCCUAAAACACAAAUUGUGGUGUUGGAGAUGUUGACGGCCGUGUGUAUGCUGGAGAAUUUUCACCUGCAUGUUGUGGAAUCUAUGGACUUCUGCAGAAAGGCGUUCCGUGAAGAUUUCCGGUUUCAGCGGCUGGUUCAGUCAAUGAAGGAUCCACCUCAGGUCAACACAAACGCGUAUCUCAUUUCAUUGCUGAAUUUCUUCAACAUCAUAGUCCACGCUGCACCGAAUGUGAACUUCCGUGUUCACUUGCAGUAUGACCUGUCUGCGCUAGGCUUUGACGAAUGUCUCGGGGACUUGUUACAAUGUAUGGAUCUGGAUCCCCUAGUCCACAAACAGGUCAACGCCUACGUCGACAACUUCUUUGAUGUCCAGUCACUGCUGGAAAAUUUGGACAAUCCGAAUUAUGGCAAGUUCUCCAAUACCGCCGAGUAUCAAAUGGAAAACGAGAGACUGAAAGAAGAGCUGCAGGACACGGAAACACGCUAUGUGGCGAAGAUUGCUGAGCUUGAGGACAGUAUUCGUGACAUGAGAAGAACUAUCGAACUUCUCACGGAAACGGAGCAGCGCAUAUCACGUCAAACAUCGGAUGAAAGCAUUCUCAGGCACAACACCAUGGGCCAGGCGACUAACAGCAGCAAUGAGCUACUGUCACCACAGCCUACACGUUUGCCUCGCCAAUCCAAAACAAGUGUGUCCAGCGAUGGUGAAGACUCACCCACCCUUGACGUAGGAACUACUAACAAAACUGAAGGGGACAAGGCUGAGGCUGCUGGAGACACAUCCCCGUCAGCCAAACCGACUGGUGCUGAAGGUGAUGCGACCAAGACUCCUGAAAGUAGUACUAAUACCUCAGUCGCAGGCUCAACGUCAGCUGAAGGUGUCGCCGGUAAGGGUGACGAGCCAGCGCAGCUUCCUAAGCCGAUAUCAAGCGCACCGCCUCCGCCCAUCUUACCACCUCCACCGCCGCCUCCAGACAUGGCUGGUGGUGCUCUCCCUCCACCUCCACCGGCUUUUGGCAAGCCACCAUCAGCAAAGAGAGUCAUCAAGAGCAAGUACAAGAUGCCGGCCCUCAACUGGCAAGUGAUUCGCUCCACUACCUGGGAGUCUACAAUCUUCGCCAGUGCAGAUGCAGAUUUCUACAAGAAAUGGGAUAUGGAGGCGUUUGAGGAGAAGUUCAAACUGAAGAACCAGCCCAACUCAGAUGGAGGAGACAAGACACCGAAGAAGUUCACCCCGCAAAUAGUCAAGACAGCCAAGAUCCUCGACACCAAUCUCUGCAGAAAUAUCGGCAUCAUCCAGCGGAAACUGGGUAUGAGUGGCAGAGAGCUGGCUGAGAAAAUCAAUACGUACUCAGCAUCACCAGAUCAUGCAGAUCUGCUUGGUCAGUUGCUCAAGAUGAUACCCACGGAUUCUGAGAUUCAAAAAUUGGAGCGUCAUGACAAGAACAAUACGACCAAGACGCUAGCAGAUGAAGAAAUGUUCAUGCUAGAGCUCUAUCGCAUACCCCGCUAUCCAGCCAAGCUGCGUGUAAUGGUGUAUAUGCUCAACUUCAAGGACAUUGUGGACUUCAUUCAGCCGCAACUGCAAUCAGUGUAUGUAGCGUGUAGCUCAAUUCUCAGCAGUCCUUCUCUCAAGAGGAUCUAUGAGCUGGUAUUGACAAUUGGUAACUUGUCCAAUAGCAGUAGAAGAGGCUGGACAACAGGUUUCCAGGUUGCUUCUUUGGACCAGCUGAAGACCAUGAAAUCCACGGACGGCACGAUGAAUCUGAUGAACUACUUAGCUAAGUACAUGGCUGACAAGAAGGAGUACAGCAAUAUUCACAAUGAACUGGUCGGCCUGGAACGUGGCAGUAAUGUUGUCCUAUCACAGAUGUCUAGUGAGAUCUCACAGCUUGUCAGUGGUCUGUUGCUUUUGCGUGCCGAGGACAAGAAGGACAGCUCGCAUUGCAAAGACCUCGCCGUGUUCGUGGAGAAUGCUAAGCAGGUUGUGCCAGACAUUGAGCGACUAUACAGCCGGGCUCAGGAAUCGUUUGGUGAGGUCAUUGUCUAUCUUGGUGAAACACCCAAGAACCAGAACCCGUCUGAAAUUCUGGGACCGUUAUCACGUCUUGUCAGAAAUCUACUGACUGCAAAGAAAGAGAAUGAGCAAUCCCAAAAGAAGGCUGAAGAGGCAGCCAAGAAGAAGGAUGUGAUCAGGGCACACAACGCAACGGCUGAAAAGCUGAACGAGGUGCUCAAGAAGGGAAUGUCACCAAUGUCCAAACCGGUUGCACGAGAUCGUCCUGGAAAUUCUUCUAGCUUCAUGGAUGAUAUGCUCAACGCAAGCAAGACGGUGGCAUAUCGUGCUGAUAUCAAGGCUGGCCGAUGAACGAAAAUUCUUGGGUGCAUUCUCUGCCGAAAACCCGGAGCAAGUGCCAUCACCAUGUCCGUCCGUGUGUAUGUGUGCCUGUUUAUGCUCUUGUGCUUGUGGUCAUCAUCAGCUGCUUCUAUCCAGCAAUCUGCUAGGGUGCAGUACACAUUUUAUUCAUCGGCUGCAGAGGCUGUCCGGUUUCAUUAUUCGCAGCACUGUGGCGAAUAUAUACGUCUUCACGUUGCUGCCGUCAGUAUGAAUGGAGACAUGUAAUUGCAGGCUAUUCACUACUUGAUCAGGCUAGCAGUACGGAUGUGUAUGCACCACACAGCACCAUUGUUGAGACUGACUUGGUAGCUGUGCCCUAUGGACAACACAUACACACACAUGGUCCCAUGUGUCAUCAAAGACAGCAGAUCCUCCUGUUGUCUUUGGCGUAGUCGUUGCGGUUGUCAUUGCAGUGUCUUGCUGACAUGGAGUGUUAUCCUCUGCGUCGUCGUUGACGUGUUUGUGACUGGCUCCUCAUCGUCAUGAUCGUCUUGUUAGUCAAUGUUGCGACGAUAACUGUUGAUGGCUCUGCG
Molecule: messenger RNA, 4865 nt
Organism: Sycon ciliatum
Lineage: Eukaryota; Metazoa; Porifera; Calcarea; Leucosolenida; Sycettidae
Product: formin-like protein 3
Exons: 34
Coding region: 556-4302 (1248 amino acids)
Biological process (GO): cortical actin cytoskeleton organization; regulation of cell shape; cell migration
Cellular component (GO): cytosol
Molecular function (GO): actin filament binding; small GTPase binding
Source: RefSeq, a predicted model, not a curated record